GCCACUAGAUGGUAGCAGGGAGCAGAUUUUGAGCCACUGAAGGAGUGUACCAAGUACAAGAAAUGUACUAUAGGCUGCUCAUUAAUGUUUCCUGUCUGGGCCAAUAGCUUUGGCAGUACUGUGCCAUCAUUAGAACAACGUGAUCUCUGUUUGGAAAAAGCACACCAGAAAGCUGGAUAACUCAACAGAAGAGACUUUUAGCAUGGAUACUUCAGAGCCCCUGGAGGAAGGAGAUCGAACACAUGAGCAGCGGCCUCACACCCGUUCCAAUCCAGAAGGGGCAGAGGAUAGAGAGGGUCUUCCCCAAGCAGGGGUCGGUAGUCGAAGUGAGGGAGAGGGUGAGGCUGCCCAGGUAGAUGAUCCAUUGCCCACCACCACCGCUGUUCCCACAAAUUGUACCCCACCUCCAACCCUGGAAUUCCAACUCAAGACCCCCAGAGUAAACUGCCCAGAAAAAGUGAUUAUUUGCUUGGAUUUAUCAGAAGAAAUGUCCACACAGAAGCUGGAGUCUUUUAAUGGAUCCAAAGCAAAUGCCCUGAAUUCUUCCCAAAAAAUGAUUGAGAUGUUUGUCCGAACAAAGCACAAGAUUGACAAGAGACAUGAGUUUGCUCUUGUGGUUGCAAACAAUGAGGCUAUGUGGCUGUCUGGAUUUACAUCAGACCCCCGGGAAGUUUGCAGCUGCCUGUAUGACCUAGAGACUAAUGUCUGCGAGUCCUUCAAUUUAGAAGGCCUUUUCAACCUCAUACAACAGAGAACAGAAUUUCCAGUGACAGAUAAUGUGCAGACCAUUCCACCUCCCUAUGUGGUGAGAAUUAUCCUGAUCUACAGCCGCCCAGCCUCUCAACCUGCGCUUAACCUUACAGACAAUAUGAAGAAAAUGCUGCAGUGCCCUUAUUUCUUCUUUGAUGUUAUCUACAUCCACAAUGGGUCUGAAGAGGAGGAACUACGGUGGAAGGAUAUUUUUAGUUUCUUCAGCGGCCUGGACUCCAAAGGGACCAGCUAUAAAUAUGAAGUCUCAAUAACGGGUCCGGCUCUGGAACUCCAUAACUGUAUGGCCAGACUCCUUGCUCACCCCCUUCAGAGACCUUUCCAGAGCCAUGCAGCCUACAGCCUACUGGAAGAAGAGGAAGAAAGUCCAGAGAGUGAAGUGACUGUUUAAAUGAAGCAUUAUUCAUUAACAGAAGUGCUCAAUAUGGCAUCCCUUAAACUCUUCACUUGUAUAUAGUAAUAGUGAGCUUGUGAUUUUGUUAAAUAAAAGGAAAAAUCAAAUGAAA
Messenger RNA from Xenopus tropicalis (tropical clawed frog), 1274 nucleotides. RefSeq names its product BRISC and BRCA1 A complex member 1 (gene babam1). The transcript is spliced from 9 exons. Lineage: Eukaryota; Metazoa; Chordata; Amphibia; Anura; Pipidae. The record is from RefSeq and is a predicted model, not a curated record. Gene Ontology annotation, cellular component: cytoplasm; BRISC complex; BRCA1-A complex. Gene Ontology annotation, biological process: positive regulation of DNA repair. Bases 203 to 1159 code for a protein of 318 amino acids.